Molecule: messenger RNA, 1593 nt
Organism: Orbilia oligospora ATCC 24927
Lineage: Eukaryota; Fungi; Ascomycota; Orbiliomycetes; Orbiliales; Orbiliaceae
Exons: 4
Coding region: 1-1593 (530 amino acids)
Biological process (GO): GPI anchor biosynthetic process; protein localization to plasma membrane
Cellular component (GO): endoplasmic reticulum; membrane
Molecular function (GO): glucosaminyl-phosphatidylinositol O-acyltransferase activity
Source: RefSeq, a predicted model, not a curated record
AUGGAAGUAACGCCGGAGCAGGCCGCUGCGGCCAAAAUAUUCCAGUCACUUAAGGACAACAAAGAAGCUUUCUACUCGAAUCUUAAGGGUGGGUCGAUAGCAGAGAUUAAUUUUGUCACUGCCGUAGCGCCGAUUGCGUAUUUUAUCUAUGCCGCACUUCAAACCCGAAAAGGCUUCUUUCAAUCAGAUGAAUAUUCUCUACCGUUAUUCCUGAUAGACUUCGGAUUAAACGCCGCAGCUCUUUUGCUUUCGAUUACCGUAUACUCCCAGUAUGCGUUAUACUUCAGUCUCUUCCUCGCCCUUAACGGGUGUGUUAUCUAUUUCGCACAGUCUCCAUUGACUCAAUCGAAACAACGGAAACCACCACCGAAGGAUGAUGCGGCGAAGGAAUUAUCUGAGAAAGAGAAACUGGAUGUUUAUCUUCCGAAAAAGGCGUUCAUUACCGCUUGGAGGGGUAGCAUGAUGAUGGUCACUUGUCUUGCUAUCCUCGCGGUAGAUUUUCCUGUAUUCCCAAGACGGUUCGCUAAAGUCGAGACCUGGGGUCAGAGCUUGAUGGAUCUCGGCGUCGGUUCCUUCGUCUUUGCGAACGGUGUCGCCACCGCCCGCGGUAUCCUACGAGAUGCCCACAUCAGCAAAACCGCACCUUUACUCGUCCGUCUAAAACGAAGCUUGCGAAGUUCUCUAGCCCUACUAGCUCUCGGUCUCGUCAGACUUCUCCUUACCAAAACCGCCGAUUAUCAUGAACAUAUCACCGAAUACGGAUUACACUGGAACUUCUUCAUGACACUUGGAUGUCUACCUCCCUUUGUGGCAUUAUUCCAGGGAGUUUUUACGAAGAUGGCGUUUCCUGAGCUAUUGGCUAUUUGUACUGGUGCUGGAUAUCAGUUGGUUUUAUUCAACUAUGGACUUCAGAAUUGGGUUCUUCUUGCCGAACGUACUAAUAUCAUCAAUGCGAAUAAAGAAGGCAUUGCUUCGUUUUUCGGAUACCUUGCUAUCUUCCUAGCAGGUCAAGCAACAGGCAUGAGAAUACUACCCCUUCAACAGCAAUCACAACCACAAGCCAAACAAUCACAAUCCCAAAGCAAACAAUCACAAACAUCCAGCAAGAAGAAACCAUCCACUCAAAGUGCAGCCAAAAGACCACUUAUCAAACCAUUAUUGCUUCAAGCAAUCGUAUGGACGAUGUUAUACCAGUUAACCGAUAACUACAAGUACGGCAUGAUUAAUACACAGAUCUCGAGAAGAAUAGCGAAUAUGCCUUAUAUAUGCUGGGUCGCGGCGUUUAACUGCUGGCAGCUUUUGGCGUUUUAUUUGAUCGAGGCGGUAUGUUGGGGUGAUUCGGAAUCUGCUGGUGGGAAGAAUAGUUCAGUGGCGUCGUAUGAGGAGAGGAGUCCGAGGUUGUUGAGGGCGUUUAAUAGGAAUGGAUUGAUUAUUUUUUUGGUGGCGAAUAUUGCUACCGGGCUGGUUAACAUGACCAUGAAUACGAUAGAAACUAAAACACCGGUUUCUAUGAGUGUUUUGUUUGCAUACGCCGUUGGUUUGAGCAGUUUAGCUGUUGGACUUGAUCUAAAAAAUAUCACGAUCAAGUUGUAG